AUGUCUAUUUCUGAAUCUUACGCAAAGGAAAUAAAAACUGCAUUUAGGCAGUUCACUGACUUUCCCAUAGAGGGUGAGCAAUUUGAGGAUUUUUUACCUAUUAUUGGCAACCCCACGCUAUUCCAAAAGUUGGUACACACGUUCAAGACGCAUUUAGAAGAAAAGUUCGGCAAAGAAAAGAUCGACUUUAUUGCAGGUAUAGAAGCUAGAGGCCUUCUAUUUGGGCCAUCCCUAGCACUGGCAUUGGGAGUUGGAUUUGUUCCAAUAAGGAGAGUUGGAAAAUUGCCGGGUGAGUGUGCUUCUAUAACAUUCACAAAAUUAGACCAUGAAGAAAUUUUUGAAAUGCAGGUUGAAGCCAUUCCCUUUGAUUCCAACGUGGUUGUCGUGGAUGAUGUUCUCGCCACCGGUGGAACGGCAUAUGCUGCGGGCGACCUUAUCAGACAAGUGGGUGCUCAUAUUCUGGAAUAUGACUUUGUGCUAGUGUUAGAUAGUCUACAUGGUGAGGAGAAAUUAUCUGCUCCUAUUUUUUCCAUAUUGCACUCCUGA
Saccharomyces cerevisiae S288C is the source of this 546-nucleotide messenger RNA. RefSeq names its product adenine phosphoribosyltransferase APT2 (gene APT2). NCBI's taxonomy places the organism in Eukaryota, Fungi, Ascomycota, Saccharomycetes, Saccharomycetales, Saccharomycetaceae. Gene Ontology annotation, cellular component: cytoplasm. Gene Ontology annotation, molecular function: adenine phosphoribosyltransferase activity. The transcript has a single exon. The record is from RefSeq and is marked reviewed. Gene Ontology annotation, biological process: AMP salvage. The coding region runs from base 1 to 546 and encodes 181 amino acids.